AUGAUACUAAGGGAGCUGGAGGAGCAGAUAGAGCCUUUAGAAAAGCAGAAGGGGGAAAUGGAAGUGAUUUCAACACUGACUGGGGAGGUUGCAUCUGAAAAUGACUUUGCUCGGGGCAAAUUCUGGGCACAGCAUACCCGUGAGCCUGUUGCUUUCACACAAGCCAUCCAAACUGCAGCCAGAGGCAGGGAAAACGCGGUGUUUGUGGAAAUAAGUCCUCACCGAGCACUGCAGCGAAGCAUAAAAGAAACGCUAGGGAAAGGCACAAAGGUGUUGUCCUCUUUGCAAACAGAUGCAGAAUAUCAGACACUCUUCACACUUGUAGGAAAUCUGUUUGAACUGGGAUUUAAUCCCAACUGGCAGCACUUUUAUAAUGGGUAUCAAAGUGUUCCUGUGGCCAUUCCACGAUAUCAAUUUGAUCGUCAAAAACUCAUGAACUGCCUGGGAAUCCAUCAACAAGCAAACCAAAGAGGUGUCAGUGCCAGUCAUCCUUUGCUUUACGGCAUAAACAGUGACAACGUGGAGUUUGGCUGCCUGGUGUCCCAGGAAACGACACCGUACUUAUAUGAGCACAAGAACAAUGGGGUGGCCUUAGUCCCUGGUGCUUUCUAUGUGGAGCUUGGUCUGGCCUCUGUGAUGAGCAGCUCAGAACCUAAAGUGCCUCUGAGCACUUGCCAGCUGAGUAUCAGUUUUUCUGCACCGUGUGUUCUUACACAGAAUUCCCAAGUGCUGAGUAUCAAGCUGAGUCCGCAAAAAGCCAUGACAACUUUUGAGGUUCUUUCUUCCUCCAACGCAGUUUAUGCUGCUGGCCAAGUGGCAAAGGGGGGGCUUGAAGGUGUGGUGGAAGAAAGCAGCAUCUCCUUCCAAGCCAUCUAUCGAAGAUGCAAGUCAGUGAUUAGCAGAGAGGAACUUUAUGAAGCACUGUCUCAUGUUGGCUUUCAGUAUGGCUCCAUAUUCAGGCAGCUCAGUGAUGUUCAUUAUUGCCAGGAGCUAAAGGAAGCUAUAACGAGCAUAAAGGUGAAUGAGGAGACUGCCAGAGACAUGUACAGCUACUGUAUCCACCCAGUGCUGCUCGACUGUUUCCUGCAGAUGACCGCUGUCCUGACCUCAAGGACACUCCACUCCCGAGCAGGCUUUCCUUCAGGGAUAGGCAGCCUGGUGGUGCUCCGCCCGCUGCAGGAGGAAAUGAUGAUAUACAUGAGAAUGAGCAAAUCCACUGGGAACUGCCUUGAGGUCUGUGGAUGCUUUGUGGACAAACAUGGCUCUGUUUUGGCUGAGCUCAAGCGCGUUGCCAUCACUUUCAUGAAGGAAGCGUCUUCCAGAGACAAUGAGUUCCUUUUUGAAAACAAAUGGAAAGAAGUCUCUCUUUCACAGACAAUUGGACAGCUGGGGUUUAAGCCCAGAGUGCUUGUCUUUGCAGACAAAUUUGGGAUAGCUGAGCAGCUCAAAAAAUACUUGCAUCCUGCUUCCAGAUAUGUUAUGUAUGAAGGGUGGGAACGCCUUGUGGAAGGCGAUGCACAGGAUAAAAUGAGAGCAGAGGUUAAGGAUUAUGAUGAAAUUCUCUUCCUGUGGGGAAUCCAAAAGUUAAAUGAAGAUUCCCCAAGGAAAGCAGUAGAUCAGCUGGCAAAGUGCUGCGAAGCCUAUCGCCAGGUAGUGGUGGCACUAAGAGAGAAGAUGUCUCGCUGUUCCGUCAGAGUGAUCACCUACAGAACAACAGAGAGAUAUGUGGACCACGUUAACUGUGGGUUUGCAUUGUAUGGCAUGACCAGAACUUGUACUGUUGAAGUUCCAGAAAUCACAUUUCAGUUGAUUGACCUCAGCUCCUCUACUUCCCUGGACAUCUCAGUGUUAGCAGAUGUUCUUGUCAAGUACAAAGGUGGGGACUAUCCAGAAGUCUGCAUCAGCCAGGGAAGAAUUUAUGUGUCCGAAAUCAGACGCACGCCUUUUGUAGAUGCAGAUUACAUCCAACCCGUAAGAUCUCUCCAGAAAUCACAGUCAUUCACUUUGUACACUUCUGAUCCAUACACAGCAAAAGACUUGUCCGGGGAAUUAUCCACCAGUGCUGCUACUCAACUUGACAAACAGAGUGUUGAAAUUCACGUAGAUAAAAUUUGUCUGCACUCAGAAGAUUAUUCUCCCAUUAGUGUUUCUAGCUGUAACUUUGGUAAUACACUGUAUUGGAACUCCCAGGCAGGAGACAAACACAGGCUUCUAGCUCUUGAUUUCAGUGGCACAGUCACUGCAACAGGCAGUGAUGUGAAAAAAGUGAAAGUGGGAGAUCAUGUGGUUUCAUGUUAUCCCACUGCUGCAUCAUCCAGAGUUCAGAUUCCAGGAGCAGUUUGUUUCAAUGCAAGGAAAUUCCCAUUCCUCCAGAAUGUCCCUUGUGUGUCAUACUUCAUCAUUGCAUGGGAAAUCUUCACUCAGAGGUUACCCAAAGGAAAACAUGGCAGAGCAUUGGGAAUUAUUACUACAGAGCCGUCCUCAGUUUUGUGCCACAUUCUUUCUGCAGCAGCAGAAGAGAUGGGUUGGAGACCAGUCCUUGCAAAGCCCACUCCUAACGUGCUCCAGUAUAUUAACCUGUGCAGUGCCCUUGUUGUUCUUCCUCCAGUCAACAGACUGUCUCAGGAGGACCUGGCCCACAUGUCCUUUCUUAAAGAUGUAGUGAUCGUGUGUGGCAGUCAACAGCCUGAAUGUAUCCAGAAUGUCAGUGAAAUUGAUCAUGAAAACAUCAGCUUUCAUAUCCUUGCUGUUGCCAGCCUUUUCCGGAAAGCACCUCUAAAGGAAGUGCAGAAGACCGUACACGCCUGGAUCAGUUCCAUGGAUAUGAAACGGUUUAGACAUCUCUCAGGUUGUGUUUUUCAACAGUCUGAGAACUUUGAAGGGCUAAAUUCUGUGAUGUCCUAUUUCACCUGCACUUCUGUCCCCCUUGCUGUCCUGAGAAGGCAGAAGGACAUGGGUGUGCUUUCAGAUAUCCCACUGUACGAGCCCCAGAAGCAGCUGUUCAAGCAGAACGCUGUUUAUGUAGUAGCUGGGGGGCUCACUGGACUCGGCUUUGAAACUGUGAAGUUCAUAGCUGAGAACGGGGGAGGGUGUAUUGCAAUUCUGUCCAGGAGAAUUCCCAGCAGUGAGAAGCAAGAAGAGUUAAGGGCUUUGCAGCAGCAGUACAAAGGGAGCAAAGUAGUGUCUGUGCAGUGUGAUGUGGCUUUGACCAGUGACGUUGAGAAAGCUUUCCAGUCCAUUGCCAACACCUUUGUGGGGAGUCCCAUCAAAGGGGUGUUCCAAAGUGCUGUUGCUUUACACGACGGCCACCUUGAAGUGCUGAAGCUGGCUGACUUUCACAAAGUGCUGAGCCCAAAAGUAGCAGGGACCCUAAAUCUUCACUGGGCUACCAGAGACCAGGAGCUUGACUACUUUGUGUGCUACUCCUCUGUUACUUCCUUUCUGGGCAAUGCCACCCAAACAAACUAUGCAGCUGCAAACUCUUUCCUGGAUGUCUUCUGCCUCUACAGGAGGAACUGUGGGCUUUCAGGCCAGGCCAUUAACUGGGGUGCUCUGAACCUUGGCAUUCUGCUCAACCAAAACCACAUUCAGAGCAUUCUGGGAUCCAAGGGCAUAGACAUUCUGCAAGUGCAUGAAAUUCAUGACUAUCUCAGGAAGACCUUACUUAUAAACAAGCCGCAGCAAGCUGUGGUCAAAUUGAACUUUCAAGCUUUGUAUCAUCAUGUUUUUACUCAGAUUAUUUCUCUCAAAAGUCGCUUCAUAUCACUGAUGUCAGAAGAUUUCAAGAACAAGAUUGAAACGUCUGAGGAAACUGAAGUCCCAGAGGCUGCCUUUCUCAAAUCUGAGGACUACAUCACCUCACUGGUGAGUGACCUCACAGGAGUGAACGCAGAUGAGCUAACCAUGAACACGCCACUUUCGUCUUUGGGCAUAGACUCUAUGUUAGCUAUGACAAUUCAGAACCGUGUCUUCCGGGAGCGAAAGGUGGACAUACCCGUUGUGAAACUGCUUGAUCCUCACACAACUCUGUCAAGUUUAGUGGUGGUGUUAGAAGAAACAAGCAAUGCAAAUGGAACAGUUGAAAAGAAGCAUGCUGUGGUUGAAAGCGCAGAAAAUGGGAGCUGGCUAUAGGAAUCUUCCCAAUCAGGAAUUGUGUAAAUUUGACAACACUCAGACUCUUUGUAGCAUGUCAGAAUGUGUAAUUGCAGAAUGCCUGGUGGUGCUGAAUGUACUCAUCUGCACUGACUCAGAAAAACCCACACCAGGUUCUUCUGCCUUUAUUCUGCUAGCUGUGUUAAUUUCAGUCAGUUGUUUGACUUUUUACUUUCAAUGUAUUUUACCUGAAUUUUCAAUAGUUUUAACUGGAAAUAAGUAGGUAUUUUCCUACACAUUUUAUUGCAUAUUGCACUUUUAAAUUGUAUUCAAGUUUUGAUGAAAAUUGUAUAUUUGCACCUCUAAGCAGUAAAUAUACACAUAAAGCUGUAUAAGCUUAUCAGCAUAUUUGUUAUAUUCUAUUGUUAAUAUAUCAUUAUUUUUAAUAUCACCAAAUAUUUAUAAGUACAGGCAUCUUUUUGAAAGUCUGAUGUCAAUUUAAAAACCUAGUGUUUUUCUUGUGUCUUCAAAAAUAUUAACAAUUUACCAAUUGUUACCUAUUGUCAAGCAUACAAAAAAGCAAAUGUUUUUUAUUAUGAAUUAACAAAUUUUUGUGA
This is a messenger RNA of Passer montanus (Eurasian tree sparrow), 4709 nucleotides long. RefSeq names its product highly reducing polyketide synthase GPY1-like. The record is from RefSeq and is a predicted model, not a curated record. Bases 1 to 4131 code for a protein of 1376 amino acids. Gene Ontology annotation, molecular function: transferase activity. The transcript has a single exon. NCBI's taxonomy places the organism in Eukaryota, Metazoa, Chordata, Aves, Passeriformes, Passeridae.